CUAACAAGGGUGAAGCAGUUAGCCUGUCUGCUGAAACGAGCGAUAAUUUUUGCAUUCACUUCCUCGUUUGAUUAUAGAACUAUAGAACUUCCUCAUUUAAUUGUCAGCUUUUUAAGCUGUAUAAGAUAUUAACCGUACUGUGAGUAAAAUUAUACAAAAUGCAGUCCAUACCGGAAGACGUAAAGAUCUUUAUAUCAGAUGUGGAGACAUUUGUUUCGGUGGUACUGAAGGGUGAAAACUUAAGUAAGAAGGCCAAAGAAAGGAAAGAUGUAAUAACGAGAAAAGUCAAGGAUAUCAAGUCAAGUUAUGCUCAGCAGUUUCCAGAAAAACGGGAUUCAGAUGACUCUUCUGAGGAUGAAGAUCCAGAAAAUGACAGCAUUUCUAUGACAUCUGAUCGUAUUGACAAAGAUGAGGAAUCUUGCUAUGAUGGUCAUCAAUAUCCUCCAGUUGCAGCCACAGAUUUGCUAUCAGUUUUAAAAGCAGGGUACUUAGAAAAACGCAGAAAAGAUCAUAGCUUCUUUGGACCCGAAUGGCAAAAAAGAUGGUGUGCUUUAAGCAACCACAUCUUCUAUUACUAUGGAAGUGACAAAGACAAGCAGCAGAAAGGUGAAUUUGCUAUAGAUGGAUACACUGUCAGGAUGAAUAAUAUGCUGAGAAAAGAUGCUAAGAAAGAUUGCUGUUUUGAAAUCACUGCUCCCGACAAGCGCAUCUAUCAGUUUACUGCAGCAUCCCAAAAAGAUGCAGAAGACUGGGUUGAUCAGAUACAGUUUGUACUGAAAGAUAUGCAGUCAGGCAUGAUUCCAGUGGAUGAGGAUGGUGAAACCUAUGAUGAUAUUGGUGUUGAUGAUGACAAAGGAAGUACAGCACCAAUAGAUGAUGACAUAUAUGAAGUACUUCCAGAGGAAGACAUGCCUAUUUCCUCUCAAAAACCGCCAGAGAAGAUAAACAAACCAAGCAAUGGGAUCGUGACAGCAAAUAAAGCCACGGACUAUAGCAAUUACUACCAAGGACUGUGGGACUGUAUGGGAGAUCAUCCUGAUGAACUAUCUUUCAAACGAGGAGAUUCUAUUUACAUCCUUAGUAAGGAGUACCAUAAUUUUGGCUGGUGGGUUGGAGAAAUGAAUGGAUCCAUUGGUAUUGUGCCAAAAUCAUACUUGACUGAAAUGUAUGAUAUUUAAUACACUGAAAGGGCAUUUUACCUCCAAUCAAGAUUUUAUGAAAUUUGCCUAAACUUUUCUCUUCUCAAGUGGAAUGUUGAACUGAGAAGCAGCUUUACAGUACACCUUGUGUUUGUUUGUACUUUAUGUGCCUUACUGUACGUCUUUAAACUGGUUACUUUUUUUUUUUUUUUUUACGCCUUGAAGUAUGGGACAUACAGUAACUGAGAGGUGCUAUAAAAGGUCAGUGUUUUCUUAUAGGCAUAACUGAUAAUAGGAUUAAUUUAAUGUUAUUGGAAAUGUAUAUUAACUGAAUUCAGGAAAUAAUUGAUAUGUUAAAAGAUGUGAGAUUUUGUGUUACUGUUUGCCAUAUGCCACUCUCAGUAGGUAUGUCUCUUUCAACUUUCUUUGCAAGUUAAAAUUUUCCUUUAUAUUUUCAUUUAAUCUCUUUGUUUUAUGAGAUGUUUGAUACAUUAUGUCAAAACAGUCACAUUUUAAUAUAUUUAAAAAUGUGAUGAUUAGUAUGAAAUUGCAAAAGUAAUGUUAAUAUUCGCUGACGUCCACUUCGACAUUGUGCCAUGUAGCUUGAUCAUGAAUUCCUUUGAGUUAAAACUAUCCAAGUAAAUGUAUAUUGAAGUCACAGUAGGUGGCAGCAAAGACCAGGGUCUAUUUUAUGGAAUUUCUGUCUUCUUUUUUUUUAUCAGUAUUUGUAAAUUUGGCAUUUUUCAGUUUUUUCUUGUCCUUCCAGGAGAGGAGGCUAUUAGCUAGCGAAAAUGUAAUGUUAUAAAAUUAUUAUUAUUAAUAUUAUUUGUAUAUUAUUAUUAAUUAUUGUAUUGGCUCAUAUAAAAAUUAAAGAUUUCAGCCAGCCUAGAAUUUGUUUUUUGUUUAUUUUCAUUCCAUAGUCAAAAAUUCAGCUACAUUUUGGGGAGUGUUAUGUCUUUACACUUAUUUAUACUUGCAGUUAUUUUAUUGAAUUCUAUUAACAGAAACUGAAAUACAUUAUUCUGAAAUAUUGCAUUAAGACAUGAAUUAAUUAUAUAUCUUUUCCACAUAGCAUGCUUACAUGGCAGUAAUUUUUGACUAAUGUUUUGUUGCAGGUGACUGUACUAUUUUUUAAUAUUAUUUUAGUAGUUGUUGAGGAAAUUGUCAAAUAAAGUAUUGCUUUAAUAAUAUUAUACCCUAUAAACAAUAAACAUUAAUAUAAAGGGAAUAUUUUACAUCGUCUCAUUAUUAAAAAAAAAAUCAUCAUUAAUACCACAAGAUUGCAUAAUAGUAAAGCUUUAUUUUAACAUACAUAUGCUCUUUUAAUUAUAUUGUUAUGCAAUGGAUACUGAAGAUCAUCAUUACAUAAUAAAUUCAGUAAUAAAUAGCUCACUUCCCUGUUAUAUUUGAGCACUCUGAAUCUGUCAGUAAAUCUUGUAAUAAUGUUCCACCCUGCAAAUUUUUAAGGUUCAAAUAAAGUUUAAUUAUUUGCAAACUGUUAUGGUGCUAAUAAUUCAACAGCCUGCUGUUUAACUAAUGAAAUUACUUUGUUUUGAUUAAUUUGAAAAAUAGAGUGUUGAUUGUAGUAAUUAAGCAAAACAAGGUGAAGUAAAUGAUUCUGAUGCCAUCUGGCCCCUUAACUUAAAGAUAAUAGAUUAACGGGUGUGAUCAGGAAAAUUUUGUAAGGAAAUUAAGAUAUUUUAAUAAUAUGGUGUUCAAUAGUGUAUUGAAACUGUUUGUCAUUAAUUAACAGUGUGUUUAUAACAACUUGGGCAGUAAGGUUUACAAUCAAGUGCUAAAAUGUUCCAUAAUAUUUCCUCAAUUAGUAUUAACUGCUUAAGUCACCAUGAUUUGAAUGCAUGUGUAUAUAAAUGUAAACGUUAUUAAUAAAAUAUGUUUGUCUGAAAAUACUUCAGGUUUUAAUUGAAAAACCAAAAUAUACUUUUUCCUAGCAGUUUGCAAUUGUACAGCAUCAUGUUUCAGCAUUUUAACACUGCAGUAUUUUAUAAUUUACAGAAAAUAAAUUAACCUAGCGCAACUGUUAAUGCCUAUUAUUUACAUUCCUCAUUUUCUUUCCAUAGCCUUUUUCAGUAUAUAUGGCUAUGUUUGCAUUAGCUUUGUCAAUGUUCUAAAAUACAAAGUGAAAUGUUGUUAAAUUGUAUAUGUUGAUUACUUUCAGUAUAGAAAAUAGGUGUAUUGUUACAUUGCAUAUUGUUUCUUGUGGAAUCUGUAAAAAGUGCAUUUUUAAAUGUAAUUUUUUUAAUAAAAAUAAAUGUAGACACAGGCAGGUCUAGAAUACAAAUUUAAGUGGUAAAUUUCAAAUCUGUAAUGUUAUAAUUCAGAGUAAGUGCAGUUGGUAAUUACUAUACUUUUUAACCUUUAAUUAUAAAGAUGUUUUAGAUGUUAUGAAUAAACAUGUGGAUAGGACUGGAAGUAUUUACAUAACAAUGUAUUUAAUGUACCAUCAAAACUGCUACGUUUAUCACUUUAUAAUAUUCAUUUUCUACACAUAUGCUUACAAUUUUAUUUAAUAUUAUUUUAUUGCAAUAAAUAAUGCUGACACUUUGUCUGCCACUGUGAGCACUAUUAUUUGCGAUGCUUAUAUAAUUUAUUUUUCUCAUUUCUUUCAUAAAGCAAGUAUUAUGUCA
Molecule: messenger RNA, 3787 nt
Organism: Polypterus senegalus (gray bichir)
Lineage: Eukaryota; Metazoa; Chordata; Cladistia; Polypteriformes; Polypteridae
Gene: skap2
Product: src kinase associated phosphoprotein 2
Exons: 13
Coding region: 159-1178 (339 amino acids)
Cellular component (GO): plasma membrane; cytoplasm
Molecular function (GO): protein binding
Source: RefSeq, a predicted model, not a curated record